This is a messenger RNA of Numida meleagris (helmeted guineafowl), 7081 nucleotides long. RefSeq names its product F-box and leucine rich repeat protein 20 (gene FBXL20). Gene Ontology annotation, cellular component: SCF ubiquitin ligase complex. The record is from RefSeq and is a predicted model, not a curated record. Gene Ontology annotation, biological process: SCF-dependent proteasomal ubiquitin-dependent protein catabolic process. The transcript is spliced from 14 exons. Gene Ontology annotation, molecular function: protein binding. Lineage: Eukaryota; Metazoa; Chordata; Aves; Galliformes; Numididae. Bases 3580 to 4881 code for a protein of 433 amino acids.
CCUCGUAGGAACGAGUCCUGUCUGCGUUCAGAGUAAUCUCAGUUCCCCUGAUCCCGUUCCGGAGCGCGGGGCUCCCGGCUCCGCGUGCUUCCCGUGCUUCUGUGCGGAGUGGAUCCGUUUUGGGGCUCUUUGUUUGCCGUGCUCCGUUCGGGGCUUUGUUGUGGAGUGCUGGGGCUGUGUGAGCAGAGGGAUGCAGGGAGAGUGGGGUGUGUAACUCUGGGUGUCCCGCAGCCUCCACUCACUGGGAGAGCAGGAGUGGAGCAGAACCCAGAAACAGAAUUGAAACCGCCGCUGAGGUGAAGGCGAUGUGGGGUGUGUGGGUCAGAGCAGCUUUCCUGCACCGGGGAGCUGGCAGGGGGCACUGGGGAGGACGGUCGGUGCCCAAAGUCAGGGUGGGGGUGUCGAAGCUGAGGGCAUCCCCAUUGGCAUUUAUUGUGCUAGUUUGGUGUUGCCCUGUGCCACGCUUUGCUGUGAGCUCCUACAAGCAGCGCAUUCUUGGUGAAGUCACCGAGCGUUCCUGCACGAUCCGUCUGCAGAGCGGUGGUUGGACAGUGGAGAUAACGAGCAUUGAAUGGAACCUGAGCUCCAGCUGCGGCACUCUGGGCUGGGGGGGCUGGGUGUGAGCGUGGGGGCUGCGAGGGGAGUGGGGUCAGGCACAGCUCAGCUGCUCGGCGCUUCCCUCUGCACGGCCGGGCAGGUGCUGUGUGGGGAGUUGGGAAACGCGCUGAUAAAGAGAAGGCAGCUCAGAACCGACCUGGGCUGCUUUUCAUUUGCAUCCUUUUGUGAAGUGGGGCUGGGGCGGGUUUCGGCCUCCCGGCGCUCUCACCUCGUGCUUUGUGCUAGGCACCGCCAGCACGGCCCCCUCCGUAAUUAGGGAGAGCUUUACGAGCAAUGGAUUAAAUGAGCGGGUGUUCGACCUCGGCCGUGUCACCUGCGGGAGCCGCCUGUGUCGCAAGUGGUGGCUGCUUGUUCCCAGCUGGGAUCCUUGGGCAAGAGUGGGGGGAGAACCACGGAGGCAUUCAGGUCGGAGAAGACCCCUCAGACCCCCAGGCCCGUCCCACUGUGCCCACUCACUGUGUCCCAGGUGCCACAUCCCCACGUGCUGGGACGGCUCCAGGGAUGGUGACUCCCCCCUGGGCAGCCGCUACCUGGCUGCUCUUAGGAGAAGGAAUCGUUCCUGGUGCUCAGCCUGACCCCCCGGCACAGCCCCGUGCUGUGGCUGGGUUUGGUUGUGCCACGGCCAUGAUGCGCUGGCGGGGCCGUGCCGUGCCUUGCAGCUCGCCCGACAGGCGCGGGGCUGGCCCACGUGCUGGCCAUGCCUUGUGCUGGUUUAGAUACCAGUCUUAAUUGGGGCCCGGGCUGCACCGCCUAAUUACUGUUUUCACUGCUGGAUCGCCUUGCCCAGGAUUGCGUUUGAGUCACACCAUUAGGAAAGCCGAUGCGACGCGCGGCGGAGCCGAGCAGAGCCGGUCCCACCUGGGCCGUCCCACGCCCAUCGCAGGUGGGGCUGCUCCGGCACCGCCGAGGACGGAUCCCUGAGGAGCUGUGCCCAUAGCACCAUCAUCAUCAUCAUCAUCAUCAUCAUCAUCGUGGCGGUAGGAGCCGGAUGUGAACGCAGCGCAGCACCGCUCACGCACAACUGGAGGCCGUGGAAAGAGGCAGCGCCGCUUGGAAGCGGAUCUGUGUGAUAGGUCACGAAACGCCCUACGGCCCAAAUGUUGGAGGCUUUUCAUGGGGCUAGAAACAAAAAGACCGACACAAAACAAUGGGCGCUCAGAACUGCCCUUGGCGGCGCUCGCCCUGGUUCCCGUUGGGUUCCCGGUGUGCUCUGUGUGAGGCGCUGUGCCCUCUGCGGGGGACGGGCCCGGUGAGCUGGGGGAGCUGCGCCCUGCUGGGUCCCUGCAUCUCCACGUGCUCCCGCUGCCUGGGCUGGGCUGGCUCCUCCUGACCUUGUUACGGACGCAGCCUGCGGGAAGGGAGCUCCCCAUCCCAUCCCAUCCCUCCGCGCAGAGCUUCUCGAAGGCAGCGCCGAGCAGGUGAAGGAGCGACCCGACGGCGUGCGUUGAGCAAAUCACACACGGAGCUAUUUUUAGGGAUAUUAAGCCUGUAAUCAGCCUGGCCGGUCAGGAGCUGAUUCUCUUCUUCUCUUGCUGCUUAGUCACGCCGGGGCCGGUGGUGCCACGGAGCUCCCGGCACACGGCGCAGCACCGGGGCUCGGUGGCAGCCGUGGCUGCGGGGAACCCCCCUGUGUGCACAGACCACGCUGCUCUGCGCUGUGCGGGGACGUUCCCUGCGCCCAACGUGGCUCCGUGCAUCUCUGCUGGGAGCAGAGCUGAGCCCGUACCCAGGGCACGUCGGGGUGGGCAGCGCCUGAUCCCCUCCUGCAGCUCGGAGGUACAAAUCCGGCCGUAAUGCCGCGCUGGGCAGCGGCCAGCACCGGGCUGCAGCACGGCUGGGGCUGAGCUCGGGCUGAAUCCACACCGAUGUUUCUGGUUCUUCCAUUUCAGAAGAGCAAAAGAUUCUUUCUGAGCUCGGGGCUUGGAUCUGUGACACGUCUCCGUGCGGGCUGGGUGGGGACGUAAGCGGCAAAACACGCAGCUGUGCGUGUAAUCCCUAAUUUACGAUGGCAGUCGUCGGCCCUCCACCUUCCCUCGCUUAAAAGGACCUUCCAGAGUGUGUUCUUUACCCUCCGAUAAUUGCGAAAUAAUAAUUGAAAAUCGGUGCUUUCUGCUCGCUUUCCCUCCCUUUGCAGCUGACCUCCGAGCCCGCUGAUGAGCUGAUCCCAGGGCACGGGGGUGUGUUAGCUCUCAGCAUCGGCAGCACCCACAGCGGGGCACUGACCCGUUCAGGUUGGGAGAGCCCCCUCAGAUCCCCCCCCCCCGUGUCACAUUGCCACCGUUCUCGGUGCCAGCACCUCGGUGUGGCCUGCCCGCACCGCUGGAGCGCUCCAUCCCGCUGUCAGUGUCCCUGAUGAAGGUAUUAAAAGAGACUUUGUUGAGCAGCAGCGCUUCUGCCGUGAUGCUGUGCGGUGCUGUGCCCCUCCAGGGCCCGCAGCGCUCGCUGAUGUGUGAUGCCUUCUGGUGGGGAGCACUGAACGUGGCCCUGGGGGGCAGAGCUGCAAUGUGUGGGGCGGCAGCAGGGAGGGAGCGCGUGCGGCAUCCCCACUUCAUCGUGAGCACGUGGAGUCACCACGGCAAGGCUCCACGACGUCCCUUAGAUCCGUGGAGCUGCUCCUUGCCAAGCACACCAGGCUUUGCCAUCUCUUUCUUAUAGGGCUCCUUGGAAAGGAGAUCUUCCUUGUGCUCCUGCAGUGGGGCUGGGUGUGAGUUUGGCUGGCCGUGGCCAUAGGGCGGCCUGGGGCUCAUUGCUGCUCGGCACGGGUGGGAUCCAGCCCCAGCUCUGCCUUCGUCACUCGGAAAAUGCAGCUUUCCCAUUCGUGCUUCCCCUCCUGACCCCCAGAAUUGUUCUUAAAACCACGUUGGGUGCAGUGUUCCAUCCGGUGCCCGUUCCCCGCCCUGGCAGUUUGGUGACACGUGGCUCCCCACAGCGCAGCGGGUUUCGUUUCCAUAAGGAGAAUGUAUGGGUGAGCUGCUGUCCUUCCUUUCGUUACAGAUGUUCUCGAACAAUGACGAAGCUGUGAUCAACAAGAAGCUUCCCAAAGAGCUGCUGCUGCGGAUUUUCUCUUUCCUGGACGUGGUCACUCUGUGUCGCUGUGCUCAGGUCUCCCGGGCAUGGAAUGUUCUGGCCCUGGAUGGCAGUAACUGGCAGCGAAUUGACCUGUUUAAUUUCCAGAGGGAUAUUGAGGGCCGAGUGGUGGAGAACAUCUCCAAGAGGUGCGGGGGGUUCCUGCGGAAGCUGAGCCUGCGCGGCUGCCAGGGAGUGGGGGACAACGCGCUGAGGACGUUUGCACAGAACUGCAGAAACAUCGAGGUGCUGAACCUGAACGGCUGCACCAAGAUCACAGACGCCACGUGCACCAGCCUCAGUAAGUUCUGCUCCAAGCUCCGGCACCUGGACCUGGCCUCCUGCACCUCCAUCACCAACCUGUCCCUGAAGGCGCUCAGCGAGGGCUGCCCGCUGCUGGAGCAGCUCAACAUCUCCUGGUGCGACCAAGUGACCAAGGGCGGUGUCCAGGAUCUGGUGAAGGGCUGCGGGGGCCUCAAAGCGCUGUCCCUGAAGGGCUGCACACAGCUCGAGGACGAAGCUCUCAAAUACAUCGGUGCAAACUGUCCUGAACUGGUGACGUUAAACCUGCAGACGUGCUUACAAAUAACAGAUGAUGGUCUCAUUACAAUAUGCAGAGGAUGCCACAAGCUGCAGUCGCUGUGUGCCUCGGGCUGCUGCAACAUUACAGAUGCCAUCCUGAACGCCCUGGGACAGAACUGCCCGAGGCUCAGAAUAUUAGAAGUCGCGAGGUGCUCCCAGCUGACAGACGUGGGCUUCACGACUCUGGCCAGGAACUGCCACGAGCUUGAAAAAAUGGACCUGGAGGAGUGUGUGCAGAUAACAGACAGCACGCUAAUCCAGCUCUCCAUACACUGUCCACGGCUCCAGGUUCUGAGCUUGUCCCACUGCGAGCUGAUCACGGACGAUGGCAUUCGCCACCUGGGGAACGGAGCCUGCGCCCACGACCGCCUGGAGGUGAUCGAGUUGGACAACUGCCCCCUGAUCACCGACGCUUCCCUGGAGCACCUGAAGAGCUGCCACAGCCUGGAGAGGAUAGAGCUGUACGACUGCCAGCAGAUCACGCGGGCGGGGAUCAAGAGACUCAGGACCCACUUACCCAACAUUAAAGUCCACGCCUACUUCGCGCCGGUGACACCACCUCCGUCGGUCGGGGGCAGCCGACAGCGCUUCUGCAGAUGCUGCAUCAUCCUAUGACACUGGAAGCGGCCAUCCCUGCAAACUGAGUAUUUAAUGACACCUCUAGAGCGACGGCGGACACCCGUGUCUUCGAGGAGGGCGAUGCAGUGUCGUUUGCAAGGGGCAGCGAGCGGGCAGCGGUGCCGGCCCCUGUAGCCACCCAUACACAUCCAUAUACACACACACACACACACACACCCCCCCCCCGUUCCAGCAGACGGAUGAACUCUGCGGUGUGGGGCUGGAGCUCUGUUGGCUUUUCUGUAGGUGGAUUGGUCUAAUUCUGAACCAUUCCUGCUGGGCACGCUCAGAUGAAAUCGUGGCGGUGAGGAGGUGGGGGGUGGGGGGGGGACCGUUGGCAAACCCCACGCGACUGUUGCUGCUGUAGAGGUUAGAGAAGUGAUUGCAAUCCUUGGGAAGGGGGAGAAGGGAGAGAAAGGGGCGUGCUUUGCCCCCGCACCCACGGUGCAGGCGACGAAAAGAAAAAGAAAAACAAAAAAACCCAAACAAACUGACAAGGCCCCAGGUCGCGCGUCCGCUUCUCAGCGAGGGGACGGGGGGGAGCAGUUGGGGUGAGAUGUGAGCUCCGUGCUCCCGGCCCCGCUGACCCCUGAGCGUGCUCACAGCGGAGGUUCAGCCGCUGCUUCUGCGUCCUGGAGCAUCCAGCUCAGAGCCUGCCCAGCUGCCUGUGCUGCAGCUCGGGAUCUGCGCCGUCAGGCUCCGGUUUCACCCCCCCCCCCCCCCCCCCCCCCCAGGCCCCGUUUUUUUUGGUUUUUGGUUGUUGUUUUUUUUUGUUGUUUUGUUUUGUUUUGUUUUGUUUUUCCUCCUCCCGAUUGUGACUUGGUAAUUUUGAGAUUUACCAAAAACGGAAAGUUUAGGGAGAUUGCAGGAAGGUCCUUUUUGCCACGGGCAGCCUGAGCCUGCAAUGAGCUGACGGGAAAUGGAUCGGAACCCCAGGUUUUCUCCCAGUGAUGAGAACGUAACUCUUGCGAUAGGGGACGAGCUAUAGUCUGUGCUCCAGCGCUGCUUCUGCUGUCCUUUCCCUCCAACCCCUCCCCCCCGAGGAAAAUAAACGCAGACCCUUUUUGCUGAUUGUCCUGGUCAAGAGCUCCUGACUCACUGUGCCCGUGAAGCAGGAGGAGCAGCAGGGCCAGCAGAGCUUGUCGCCCAUCGUUGUCCCGUUGUGCAGCAACAGGUAAGUGCUGCCCCGGAGGAAGCGUGCGGAGGCCGCAGUGUGGCCCCCCCCCCCCCCCAGCAGUCGGGGUGCGCUGGGAGCAGCGGUGCUGGCAGCUGGGAUGAGAUGGACCCAGAGGGGCCCAGCGAGCUCCCCCCGUUCCUGGGGCAGAAUCCAGGGCUGUCAUGGGGCAGAGCUUGGUCAGAUCAUCGUGAGUCGGUGGGGAUGAGCUGGCGGGUCCGUCACGGCUCCCUUCCUGCACCCCAGGAUGGGAGGGAAGAGCGCACGUUUAUGGGAUGGAUCCCACCCUGGGAGGAUGGGGCUGGUAAGCAGCCGAGCCGCCCGCAGCCCUGGGAGCCGGGCUUCACCUUCCUGCUGCAGCCUGGCACGGGAGAGCUGGAUGUGGGGCACGGGGACGCAGCUCUUUGCUGCGGGUUUGCUCUGGGGACGGGGCAGUCCCAAGGGCUGUCCAGGAGCUGCCUCCCCUUCCUCUGCAACAUCAGUGCACGUUUUAACGUCUUGCAGAUGCACUGAGCGGUGGGAGGAAAUCCCAGUACACGCUGUGUUUAAAAGGAUACUGUCAAUUCCUUUCCUCUAGACGGCUUUUAACGCGUUCUAUUUAUUCAAAUCCGUGGAUUCUCUCCCCUCGGCGAGCAUGCUCCUCUCCUUCACCUGCAGAACUCCUUUCUCUGGUUUCAGGGUGGCAGAUGAUGGCGGAGCGGUCGCACCAGCGAUGGGUGUUGGUUUGCAGAGCUCUUGGCUCGGCUCACGCUGAGGCACGGGAGAGCCAAAACUCAUUUGUGAGCCAAAACUCAUUUGUGAGCCAGGGUGCAGUGGCUGGGACUGAUUUCUUUUAACAGAUUUGAGUUUGAGAGAGAACUCAGAGUACAGAACCCAAAGCUUUGUUUGUUUUCAAACAGGGUAACAGCGUAAGGUAGCUCAAACUACUUGACAGUGUCCUUUUAAGUCAAUUAUCCGUCUCUAAAUGGACUCUUCCUUAUGUUUGUAUUUAUAAAUAAAUACCAAUAAAGACCAUUUUCCAAA